UCGUAGCGGGUGGCUGCUGCUGUGAGGUGGUUGUGGAAGGUGUGAGGAGGCUGUGCGUUAAUAAAGGUAUCCAUGGAGAACACUGAAAACUCAGUGGAUUCAAAAUCUAUUAAAAGUUUGGAACUAAAAACCAUACAUGGAAGCAAAUCAGUGGACUCUGGAAUAUCCCUGGACAACAGUUAUAAAAUGGAUUAUCCUGAGAUGGGUUUAUGUAUAAUAAUUAAUAAGAAGAAUUUUCAUAAAAGCACUGGAAUGGCAUCUCGGUCUGGUACAGAUGUUGAUGCAGCAAACCUCAGGGAAACAUUCAUAAACUUGAAAUAUGAAGUCAGGAAUAAAAACGAUCUUACACGUGAAGAAAUUGUAGAAUUGAUGCGUAAUGUUUCUAAAGAAGAUCACAGCAAAAGGAGCAGUUUUGUUUGUGCGCUUCUGAGCCAUGGUGAAGAAGGAAUAAUUUUUGGAACAAAUGGACCCCUUGACCUGAAAAAAAUUACCAGCUUUUUCAGAGGGGAUUGUUGUAGAAGUCUAACUGGAAAACCCAGACUUUUCAUUAUUCAGGCCUGCUGUGGUACAGAACUGGACUGUGGCAUUGAGACAGACAGUGGUGUUGAGGAUGACAUGGCAUGUCAUAAAAUCCCAGUGGAGGCCGACUUCUUGUAUGCAUACUCCACAGCACCUGGUUAUUAUUCUUGGCGAAAUUCAAAGGAUGGCUCCUGGUUCAUCCAGUCGCUUUGUGCCAUGCUGAAACAGUACGCCGACAAGCUGGAAUUUAUGCACAUUCUUACCCGGGUUAACCGAAAGGUGGCAACAGAAUUUGAGUCCUUUUCCCUUGAUGCUACUUUUCAUGCAAAGAAACAGAUUCCAUGUAUUGUUUCCAUGCUCACAAAAGAACUGUAUUUUUAUCACUAAAGAAAUGGUUGGUUGGUGGUUUUUUCAGUUUGUAUGCCAAGUGAGAAGACGGUAUAUUUGGUACUGUAUUUCCCUCUCAUUUUGACCUAGUCUCAUACCGCAGAGGGUACUUUAAGGCAUACUCCUUCCAUCAGGUGGAACCACUGUGAAGCUACCUCAAACUUACAGCCAGGUAGUUGCAAUUGAAUUAAAUUAGGAAUAAAUAAAAAUGGAUACUGGUGCAGUCAUUAUGAGAGGCAGUGAUUGUUAAUUUACAGCUUUCGUGAUUAGCAAGUUGCAGAGAUGCUGUGCUAUGAAUUUUCAAGUAAUCGUGAAAAAGUUAAACAUUGAAGUAAUGAAUUUUUAUGAUAUUCCCCCCACUUAAGACUGUGUAUUCUAGUUUUGUCGAACUAUAGAAAUGAUGACGUGGAAGAACUUAGGCAUCUAUGGGCAUGGUCAAAGGCUCAAACCUUUUGUUUAGUAUUGAUAUACAAAGAUGACCUAACUGCAUUUUUAGACCAUUUAUCUGGGAUUAUGGUUUUAUGAUGUCUGUCCUGAACACUUUUGUUGUAAAAUAAUAAUA
Piliocolobus tephrosceles (Ugandan red Colobus) is the source of this 1468-nucleotide messenger RNA. Its product is annotated as caspase-3-like. Bases 73 to 906 code for a protein of 277 amino acids. Gene Ontology annotation, biological process: proteolysis; erythrocyte differentiation; positive regulation of neuron apoptotic process. Gene Ontology annotation, cellular component: death-inducing signaling complex; cytoplasm. Lineage: Eukaryota; Metazoa; Chordata; Mammalia; Primates; Cercopithecidae. The record is from RefSeq and is a predicted model, not a curated record. Gene Ontology annotation, molecular function: cysteine-type endopeptidase activity. The transcript has a single exon.